UCGCCUAAUGAAUGGGUUAAUAGACUUAAAUGGUUUGAUAAACUUAGCCGGCUAUGGCAUGACAGGGAAGCAAAUAAAUAUUUUAAUACAAAAUGUAUUUGUCGGGGAAGCGUCUUGUCGGGGAAACAUCCUGUCGGGGAAACGUCUAG
Molecule: messenger RNA, 149 nt
Organism: Entrophospora candida
Lineage: Eukaryota; Fungi; Glomeromycota; Glomeromycetes; Entrophosporales; Entrophosporaceae
Source: the annotation of a GenBank genome assembly